Messenger RNA from Humulus lupulus (European hop), 804 nucleotides. RefSeq names its product chaperone protein dnaJ 20, chloroplastic-like. Gene Ontology annotation, cellular component: chloroplast. The record is from RefSeq and is a predicted model, not a curated record. The transcript has a single exon. Bases 63 to 593 code for a protein of 176 amino acids. NCBI's taxonomy places the organism in Eukaryota, Viridiplantae, Streptophyta, Magnoliopsida, Rosales, Cannabaceae.
AUAUAUAUAUAUAUAUAUCAGAAGAGGGUGAUUAAGUAUUAAUCCAUCAUCAUCAAUUAAUCAUGGAUAUUUCUUUGAAUUAUAUGAAUCUGAAGACAGUAACAGUAAUGGCUCCCUUGCCACAUAAAGGGGUUAGAGUAAUAAGUUUGAAGCUGAAGAAGAACACCAUUUCAUGCAGAUCAUCAUCAACUAGUAAUCCGUACUACGAGACAAUGCAAGAUAAGAAAAAGGUAAACUUCUACGAGUUGCUUUCUCUAGGCUCUGAUAAGAAUGUGGAUUUGCGGGAUAUAAAAAAGGCUUAUAGGAGCAUGGCUCUUCAGUACCACCCUGAUGUUUGCCCUGACCCCUCUGCUACCAGACGAUUUGUUGAGCUUCAGAAGGCCUACGAAACACUUUCCAACCCAGUUUCACGUAGAUUGUAUGAUUACGAGUUGAGUUUGGCUCAUGAUAAUUUAGGGUUGGGGUUUGGAGUGGAGGGAAUGAGAAGAUCAUCAUCAUCAUCCUCAUCCAUGUUUAUCAAGGAAGUUUGGGAAAACCAACUACGUGGAUUGAGGAGAAGGUCUGAAAUUCGAAUGAAGAAGAGAAAAUGUUAAUAAUCAAUGAUCGAUAAAUUUUUAUUAUUAUUAAUUAUAUAGGUAAUUAGAUAUAUACACUAAUGAUUUUUAGUGUAUGAUCUAAUUAUGCUCCCCAUUCUUUGUAUUCAUAAAAGUUCACAACUAUUAUUAUGAUACUUUGCUGAUUCAAAUAAUAAUUGAUAACUAUAUUCGUUUAUGUGCUAAAUAUAAACACUAACUUUUAUACAAA